AUGCACUUUCCAUCGCCCCAGGGAGGAGCGUCCCUAAUCCUGUCUUUCCACCUCCAAACACGAACGACACUCAUCAUUGGGUCUGGAACGCUUGCUGCAUCUCGCGCUUUUGCCGCCCUUGAGGCCGAUUCGAACGUUCUUAUUGUUGCCCGCGGAGGAACAGAAGCUGUAUGUCAGGAGCUGAAAUGGAGGGCUGAGCAGGGACAGCUAGAGGUUGUGGAUUGGGAUGGUGAACACGAAGACACUUUGGAAAGCUACCUCGCUUCGACGAAGCACAACAUCAGCCUUGUCUGUGUAACUGACACUCUAAUCGGCCCGGAAAGGCGGUCGAGAGAGUCUGCACAACGGAUAUACCGACUCUGUCGCGCCAGGGGAAUCCCAGUCAACACCACAGACAUGCCAGACCUCUGCGACUUCAGUUUUUGUGCUGCUCAUCGAUUCACCACCACGGAUGAGAAGCGGUCGGCACUCCAAAUUGGGGUUACUACCAAUGGACGCGGUUGUAGGCUGGCCAGUCGCGUCAAACGCGAGAUUGUUGGGCUAUUACAGAAGGAGCUUGGUGCGGCGGUGGAAAUGGUUGGGGUUAUGCGAAAACUAGCAGCUGGGAACCGCGACGAGUCUUGUGAAGAGCCUGUAACUCCGAACGAGCCUGUUUCCCCAAGGACGGCAAUCGCUGAAACGGAAGUGGAGACAGCAGCACGGAGAAUGAAAUGGGUUGCGCAGGUCAGCGAAUACUGGCCCAUUCCACGACUUGCCACCAUGAACGAGCAAGACAUGCAAGCGGUGCUGUCUGGAGAGUUUUCAGACCAUGUUCCCAAGCCAACAAUACAUGAUCUUUCCAACCCUCCACCAAUCGGUCGAAUAUUUCUCGUUGGAUCAGGCCCAGGUCAUCCAUCCUUGCUCACAGUGGCAGCCCACCGACUACUCACAACCAUCCCCGACCUUGUUCUCUCCGAUAAACUUGUCCCCUCUGCCGUUUUGGCCCUGAUUCCCCCAACUGUCGAAGUCCGCAUUGCUCGCAAGUUCCCAGGCAAUGCAGACGGAGCCCAAAGCGAGAUGAUGGAAGCUGCUGUUGAGGCUGCGCACAAAGGAUUAACCGUUGUUCGGUUAAAGCAAGGUGAUCCGGUUUUGUAUGGACGAGCAGGCGAAGAGAUCCUGUACUUUCGAGCCCGUGGAUUCGAGCCGGUUGUUGUUCCCGGUGUUUCAAGUGCGCUUGCUGGCCCGACCUUCGCGGGAAUCCCAGUCACCCAACGCGGGGUUGCGGACGCAUUGAGUGUCUGCACUGGCGUUGGUCGGGCCGGGAAAGCCGGGUCUAUUCCUAUCUACGAACGGGCGAAAACAGUCGUGCUACUAAUGGGCAUCGCGAGAUUGGCGAGUCUGGUCGAAACCAUGCUUAUCAAAUAUCCCGCAAAUGUACCUGUGGCCAUUGUCGAGCGAGCAUCCAUGCCAGACCAGCGGGUCCUUGUCUCCACGCUACAACAUGUCGUUGCUGCGCUGGAUAGUCUGGGGGAACAACGCCCGCCCGGUAUCCUGAUUGUCGGUUGGGCAGUGUUGGCAUUGUGGGGACCUGGGGACGAUUCAGUCCUCGAUGAAGGUGCUGACGCUGAGGACAGCUCUCGUAUCAGAAGAUGGCUGGGGUCUGACGUCGACUGGCGAGUAACCGAAGGACUGCCAAAUGGAUGGGACUCCCUGUGA
This is a messenger RNA of Mycena indigotica, 1695 nucleotides long. Its product is annotated as Uroporphyrin-III c-methyltransferase. Gene Ontology annotation, biological process: sulfate assimilation; siroheme biosynthetic process. Lineage: Eukaryota; Fungi; Basidiomycota; Agaricomycetes; Agaricales; Mycenaceae. Gene Ontology annotation, molecular function: uroporphyrin-III C-methyltransferase activity. The record is from RefSeq and is a predicted model, not a curated record. The coding region runs from base 1 to 1695 and encodes 564 amino acids. The transcript has 2 exons.